Chroicocephalus ridibundus (black-headed gull) is the source of this 1993-nucleotide messenger RNA. It is a transcript of the gene DNASE1L3, whose product is annotated as deoxyribonuclease 1 like 3. Gene Ontology annotation, molecular function: deoxyribonuclease I activity; DNA binding. The record is from RefSeq and is a predicted model, not a curated record. The transcript has 8 exons. Lineage: Eukaryota; Metazoa; Chordata; Aves; Charadriiformes; Laridae. Gene Ontology annotation, cellular component: nucleus. Gene Ontology annotation, biological process: programmed cell death involved in cell development; apoptotic DNA fragmentation. Bases 316 to 1239 code for a protein of 307 amino acids.
UGGGUGCCUCCCCAUGGGGAGGGAUGCUGGGGUCUGGCAGGUCAAUUGUUCCUCCAGGAUGUAGAUUUUGGCUCCGAAGAGCCGGUUUUCCCCCCAGGGCAGAAGUUCAAAGUCCACGCUGCUUCGUGCCGGGAGAUGGAAGUGAGGGAAAGGAGGAAAUGGCGAUUCCUGUUCAUGUUCGUGAUCGACACAGCAGACUGCUCAGCGUGACCUCCCAACUGGCCGCAGAGGGACGCAGGCACAAACACACUCACACACACAUACAUAUAUUUAUAGCCACGCUCUCAGCAACUCAUUUUGUCCAAGUUCCCGAAGAUGUUGCUCUUCAUCUUGCUUUCACUCUUCAACUUCAACCCAUCUCUGAGCCUAAAAAUCUGCUCCUUCAAUGUAAGGUCUUUUGGAGAAACAAAAAUAGCCCGACCUGAAGUCGUCGAUGCCGUGGUGAAGAUCGUUUCUCGCUGUGACAUCAUGCUGCUGAUGGAAAUAAAGGAGAACAAGAACCGGGUUUGUCCUCUCCUGGUGCAGAAGCUCACCAGUCAGCUGAAGGGGUCAAAGGAGGAGUACAGCUGCGUGGUCAGCGAGAGGCUGGGAAGGAAGAGCUACAAGGAGCAGUACGCCUUCAUCUACAGACAUCCUCUGGUAUCGGUGAAACAAACCUACCAGUACCCUGACACCCAGCCUGGGGACGAGGAUGCCUUCUCCAGAGAGCCCUUCGCCGUCUGGUUCCAGUCUCCAAAAACCGCUGUCAAAGAGUUUGCUAUAAUCCCUCUGCACACCACACCGGAGACAGCAGUACGGGAGAUUGAUGAGCUCUAUGAUGUGUACUUAGAUGUAAAACAGCGCUGGAAAACCGAGAACUUCAUCUUCAUGGGGGACUUUAAUGCUGGAUGUAGCUACGUUCCACAAAAGCAGUGGAAGAACAUCCGGCUGAGGAUUUACUCCGAAUUCGUCUGGCUAAUCGGCGACAAAAAUGACACGACAGUGAAGAGAAGCACAAGCUGCCCGUAUGACAGGAUCGUGGUCAGCGGGGAGAAGCUCGUCCAUGCCGUCGUGCCACACUCUGUCAACAUCUUUGAUUUCCAGGAGGACUUUCAGAUGACCGAGGAGCAGGCGCUGGGGGUGAGCGACCACUUCCCUGUAGAGUUUGAGCUAAAAGCAAAAGGCGGCUUCUUCAACUGGCUGAAAUCACAGUUUUCAAGGAAGAGGAGACCAAGGAAGAGCCGCCGCUUGAGCUCAUGAGCAUGCUGAGGCCUCUCACGUGCCGUGGAAAUACAUGGUUGCCAACAGACCUCGUAGAAGACUAGUGGAGAUAUAUUCAGAGCAAGUGCAAUAUUUAGUGGAAAAAAACACAAAUAUUUUGUUAAAGUUCAAAUAUUUGGGGUAAGAAGGUAAAUCAAACCUUUGGCUUAUUUUCCUCAUUGUACGCAAAGAUAUAUCAGCUAGAAGCAGCAUACCGUACUUACUGUACUGAUCACUAAUGCAAGGAGCUCCUGCGAGGGUAAAACACUUCUGUGUGCUUUAUCUGUAUCUGAAGGGCAGCGAUCCCGCGCAUCACCUGGGCCCUGGAGCUCUGCCGUUCCUUUGCAGGGGCAGGGGGAUUAAAGAGACCUUCCUGCAUCACGGGUGUCUGUGUGGAUGCUUCAGAGCUGCAGCCGGCGGGACACGGGUCUGUGCCUGGCGAUUUGCCGCGUGAAAUGUUGCCGAACUUGGGAGCGUUCGACGGGUGUGGGUUUGAAACUGCCCACAGGAUCGAGGGCUUGGGGAAAGAGAGAAAGAAAAGACAGAGGGAGAGGCAGCGAGAGCCCCUUUUCUGCAGUAACCCAUCCGGAGACGGGCGGUGUUCCCAGCCCUGCCUGCCAGCCGCCGCCACCCUGCCUGCCACCCUCAGGCGACAAGUCCCGCGGGACCCAGGUGACAGCGCUGCCAACAGAGAGCGUCAGCAAAACUUAAAUUAAAAUCUGAUUUCAGCAUCCCGACGUGGAAGUGAGCUGCA